AUGCUCUUCUUGGUAGAUUCACACCACAGCCCUGGAGGUGCAACAUCUCUUUAUGGCGGGGACAUCAAAUUCACACCGAAACAAAAGGAAAACAUGAAAAAGUACGGAACUCCGAACGGUCCACAAACACGAGCAGCCAGCAACGUAGACAGUGAAAGGUGGCCCAACGCUGUCAUUCCUUACGUAUUUGAUUGCUCUGUUGGUAAGCUAAAUAACUAGAAAUACGUUAAGCUACAUAAUAAACUUUCGUCUUACUAGCUGUCUACAUUUCACUUGAACAAGCAUUGCAAAGACAAACAUAAUCCUUGUGGUUUGUAACGGUCAGCUAACCAGCCGAAGUGGUGACUGUGGUCGGUAAUAUCAGCUUAAAAAGUUAUCUAUUUGUAAACCUUUUGUGGGGUACCAGAUCCCCAUUGUAUUGGAACCUGUAAAAAUAAAACAAGGUUUCUUUAAAAAUUUACCCGAUCGAAGAGCUUAGAAACUUCUGCGAAGCAUUGGUAAACCUCCUUUAGCUAAAUGUCGUACAGAGGUCAACCGUUACUUAUUUCGUUUUUCUUUUGUUAGCCAACAUGGAAAGCGCGGUCGCCGCAACAUUGCAAGCUAUGAGGAUGUGGGAGAGCAAAACAUGCAUACGCUUUGUUGAGCGAACCACGGAGAAGGCUUAUCUUGAGCUCUUCAGAGGACAAGGGUGAGUCGGGAAGUUGCAUGUGCUAGGCCCCGCCCCACUCUUCCCUAUUUACUGAUUGAGUUUGCUGCCAUUUUCUUAAAACAAUAUUAGAGACCUUUAGAUUUGAGGAGGAGAACGACUACGAGAACGAGAUUUGAUUUAAAGUUUUUUUGCGUAUUAUUAAAAAAAGACGCCCCAGAAAGCUUAAUUGUAUUUUGUUUUCCACCAGAAAGAGAUGGUGCUGNAGCUUAAAAAGUUAUCUAUUUGUAAACCUUUUGUGGGGUACCAGAUCCCCAUUGUAUUGGAACCUGUAAAAAUAAAACAAGGUUUCUUUAAAAAUUUACCCGAUCGAAGAGCUUAGAAACUUCUGCGAAGCAUUGGUAAACCUCCUUUAGCUAAAUGUCGUACAGAGGUCAACCGUUACUUAUUUCGUUUUUCUUUUGUUAGCCAACAUGGAAAGCGCGGUCGCCGCAACAUUGCAAGCUAUGAGGAUGUGGGAGAGCAAAACAUGCAUACGCUUUGUUGAGCGAACCACGGAGAAGGCUUAUCUUGAGCUCUUCAGAGGACAAGGGUGAGUCAGGGAGUUGCAAGUGCUUGGCCCCGCCCCACCCUUCCCUAUUUACUGAUUCAGUUUGCUGCCAUUUUUUUAAAACAAUGUUAGAGACCUUAAGAUUUGAGGAGGAGAACGACUACGAGAACGAGAUUUAAUUUAAAGUUUUUUUUGCGCAUUAUUAAAAAAUAGACACCCCAGAAAGCUUAAUUGUAUUUUGUUUUCCACCAGAAAGAGAUGGUGCUGUUAUCGUUAUUGAAGAAGGUCGAUCGCAAAAUGAUAAAGCUUCUAACAUUUGAUAACUGGUUUUCACCACUACAACAUUAGGUACCUUAAGCAACGACGACAGCGACGGCGUGAAAACGAAAAAACUGAAUUUGCGUUCCUUCAAACUUAUUAUCGUCUAUUUGCACCCAUCCAAUAUGUCAAAUGCAGGCGACUUUUCCUAGAGUUGAAUUCUAAAGGAUUUUAUUCAUGUUCAAAAAGAGGAAGGAAAUUUCGUCGUCGUAUGUCCACGUCCUCCAUAAAACGCCAAAUUAGGAGGUUUCACGUCGUGGUCGUGCAGUGGACGUCAAAGAAAUGUACUUAAGAGCGUGAUGCACGUGCAGAGUUGUUGUUUUGGUCAUUAAACCUAUUGUUUUUUGAAGUUGUUGUUGUGUUCGUCGUCGUAGCUGCACUAAAACUAGUAGUAUAAUGACGAAGCCUAUCACGUUUUCCCGCCAAAAUGAGGCUGGUCCACGCGUGCGCACUAAUUAGUAUUGAGAAAAUCUCGUACUCGUAGUCGUUCUCGUCUGAGAAUCUAAAGCUCUCUAUUAUGUGGCAGCACGGCCUACAUGUUUCUAAUGUAAAAUAUUAAACUCAUGCAAGGAGGAGUGCGCCAUGUUUUUUGAAUCAACGCCCAGAAUGUGGAUCGAGUUUUUGUUUCAGUCAGUUCUCAAAUGAUCAAUACAUUCUUAAAGAAAUUCAAAGCAAAAAUUGAAAAAGACAAUUAAAUUUCAACCCUCGUUUACGCACGAUAAUUUGAAUUUUUUAACUCCUUUUCUUUUCGUCCCUUGUUUUCUUUUGCAAAUUUUUUCGUGAAGGUAUUUACUUCUGAAGACAGUGACAACGGAUUGUCUUUGUUUCACCAUUUUUUAUUUCCAACUUUGAAUCAUGCUCUUAUCAAUCGUUUCUUUUUUUGUAUAUUAUUCUUAGUUGCUGGGGUCACGUGGGUCAUCAUGGCUACAAGACCCAGAUCUCUAUCGGCGAUAACUGUGAUUUCCAACACGUGAUGGAACACGAGCUAGGUCACACAGUUGGAUUCUGGCACGAGCAGAGCAGGCCAGAUCGAGAUAAUUACAUCAGUGUCAUAUGGGAAAAUGUUUUAGAUGGUAACUAUAAGAAGAGAUUUUUCCCAGUAUGAUAAACGCCAAAUUAAACUUCCUUCUUUCAUUUUGCAUCGUCGAGAAAAAAUAAAUAAGGUAUUGACCUCUAUUAUGAUUUAUAAGUGAAAAUAUGAUCUGAGAAAUACAGAGCGCUUUCACGGACUAUGGACCAAUUUACCUCACGACGGAUGAAGUAUGACACUAAUUUAUCUCUUUUUUUUACGAGAAAUUGUCUUGACUGCACCUUUUUUAUCUAUCCUUUUCCCCAUCAUAAAAUCUUAUUAAUCUCUUUAUAUUAAUCUUGUAAAUUCUACAUUAAGUUAAAAUUGCAUUAUGACUGUUAAUAGUAAAAGUAUACUUGGAAAUUAUUUGAAAGUUUUCAAAAAGCCAAGUCAUUAAUACUUUGCCCGAUUUGAAGCCAGUGAAGGUGAACUAGUGGUUUGGAUCGUGGAAAAUGUAGCAAAAGUCUAUGUAUUAGAAUUCAUCAGGAACACGCAGAAUAAAGUCUCACAUGGAUUGGAAGGUGUAAUACCCCGGUCAUGUAAAAGCACUUUCAAGAAAAUCGUCUAUGGCUUUUUAUUUUUUCAGGAUUGGCAAGUGCGUUUGAAAAGCGUAAAUGGAACACGGAGGUGGUAGAUUUCGGAGUGCCGUACGACUUUGCCUCUAUCAUGCACUAUCCCUUCACAGCUUUCUCCAAAAAUGGCAAACCCACCAUCCGCAAUAUUGUUGAUAUGCAAGGAAAAACACCUUACAUUGUAUUAAGUGAUGGAGAUGCAAGACAGACAAAUGCUAUGUACAAGUGUAACGGUAAGGAAAUACUGCAUUUGUUGCGAGUUAACACGGAAAAUCCGUUGCGUUCCAAAUAAUUUGUAGAAAUAGCCUCCCUACGAAGAGGAAUUAAUCUGGAUUCCUGAAUCUGGGAAAUUUUUGCUUGCGGAAUCCGGAAUCCAGGAAAAUUCAGUACUUGUGAAAUCCGGAAUACAGCUCAAGGAAUUCGGAAUCCUACUAACGACUGGAAUUCAGAAUCCACGUUCCACUGACAUAUAGUGGAAUCCAGAAUCUAAGACUGUCUUGGAUUCCCUUUCAUGGGGCAAAAAAUAGACACAAUUCACCCCCCCCCCGCCCCACCCCUGCCAGUAGAUAGAACACUAAAGCGGCUUGUAUAGGAUAGAUGGGUAGUCGAUACAAAACUUAAUCAAGAAAUCAAAUGAAUAUCAUGAUGUUGUAGUUCAAUUUUAAACUUGACAGUCGGAGGGAUCACCUGCGAACAUAAACUAAAAUAAGCCUUCGAAUACAGCCGUCUGUCCUCUGUCCUCGCUUCUCGCUCCUCGCCGCUAGGGGCGUUUCAGAGCGAGGAGAGACGAGGAGCGAGGAGAGGCGCCUGUAUUUAAAGGUCAGAACAAAAUCAAAACAAGAAGACAAACUAAGUAUACUUGACAAAAUUAGCAAAAUACUGAUGCAAUGACGUGUUUUAUUUAUUAAGUUGUCAUGGCAAAGAGAGCCAUUGAUCGAUUCAGUUCAUUUAAGCCAGCGCCUCGUGUGCAGAAAACAAGUAAGUAUUACUAAUAAUUAACCCUGUAAACCCUAAUAUCAAAAUUCAAAUUCUCAUUCAUUCUAUAUAUUCCCUAUAGAAGCAGAUGGGAAAAGCUGUAAAAGUGAAAAUAUAGGUUAUCUUCUUUGAUCCAGUCCUUAUUUCUCUGUACCACUGUGUUUUAUCUAGCAAAAAUAUUUCAAGGAGAAAUUUGAUGCUGAUAACUCGUAGGACGUAACGAGUUAACUACAAAUAUGAUACGUCAUAAUUCAUUUCACACGUCUCAAGUAUAUUAUAAUCCAAACAAAAAAUUGUGUUAUUUGUGUAAAUUUGCAUUUUCUUGAAUUUUAUUCUAGGCUGAACUCUAUUUAUGCUGCUUUCGCAGCUCCGAUCUUAUCUCUUUCCGGGAAGACAAACUUUUUGGACGGGAAACGCUGAUUUUCACUGUUAAACUAUUCAGUCAUAAACAGUGCGCAGAUAAACAGUGUCCGUAAGGUGGAGUUGAUGAUACAUGGGAGUUUGUGACUCGGGACACAGGAAAAUGUCGAACCAGUGUCCGUAUUAAGCGGUUAAAUUGUAGAACAAAUACAUUAGCUUUUCGUAGGGACAAAUGAGACUGUCCGUUACUGAGAUAAGUGGGUGUCCGUAAAGAGGGGUGACUACUGUAAUGACAUAAAAUUUAAAUUUCAUUAUUUUUCUCAGGUAAUCAGUGCACUGACAAAUCAGGCAGAUGUGCUUCAUAUAAGAAAAAUGGCCUGUGUACUGCGCAUGCGGAUAAUAUGUUGUAUUGGUGUCCUGUGACUUGUGAUAUGUGUAGUUCAGGUAAAGCUUUCAGUUGUUGUUUGCAAAUGUAAAUAUAAAGAUAAAGAUAUUUUAUUCGUGUAGCGCUUAAAUCAAAUACAUAUUCUAAUUAACAAUUAUUCCACAAGGGCGCGUUGGAUAUGAGAUGAUAGAUAGCCAACGAGGCGCGUAGCGCCGAGUUGGCUAUAAUCAUCUCAUAUCCAACAAGCGCGAGUGGAAUAAUUGUUUUAUUAAAAACGCCCACAAAAUCUCGUUGAAUCUCCCCGACUAGAACAAACCGGAAAAGACAAGGGACUUCCGCUAUUCACAUGUCACACGUCUAUCAAAACUGUCAACGCGCGAACGGACUCGCCUGGACUGCAUGAAUGAAAAAUCAAAACAUUGUAGCGGUGAACAUUAGUUUUUUAAAAAACUUAUCGGGAUUCUAGGAUUUUACACAGCAGAACAGCUAAAAAAAACCUGGCAGAUCAUGUGAAGGAAAAGAAUUUUGAAGUGACAGCAGUCGAAAUUACUGUGAAUUUGGAUUUUUGGUGCAGUUAUAAAAGUAAGAACAACGAAGAAAAACUAUUACCUCGGUCGCUUGUUAUGAAGUUGUUUGAAGCCACAAGCUGGUUUUGCUGAACAAGAAAAGAAGCUAUACUGCCGCCUCGAUUGCUCUAGUGAAUGGCUGCAUAGCCUGUAUUUGUAGCUGGUUACUUGUGAUUUAUAUUCUUGAUGUCGAAUAAACAAGCCGCAGUUAUCUAUCGGCGAGUGACUCGAUCGGCGAAUGGCUUCGCGAUCAUGGAGAAACAACACUUGUCUUCUUUCGUAGCAGGUCAAGGUACUUUAGUUCCAUGUGUUUUCAUGUGUUUUUCGACAAACUUUCAAACAAGCUUUUGGGGCUUUUUUGUUCGUUUUUGUCUUUUUUCUUUAGAUGAAAUUGCAUUUCUAGUAUUCUAAGAAAUGAAUUACAACGAUUUGCUUCGGGCUAUCCUUCGCGAAAAAAUUUUUUACUUAGCUUCCAAUUUUAAACUGACGCGUACACCGACCAUAUAUGGAGAGCAUGGUAUAAUAGCUCAUAUACCAUAACGGCUGAGCCAAUCAAAAUGCUAGAAUUGCAUUAUCCAAUGAUUCAGUUUUUAAUAAAGCACUAUAUUGUUGCCGACAAUAGCAAACACAUAACAAAUAGUACACAAAGAGAGGAUAAAUACAAACCAAAAGAAAAUAAAGAGAGGGGGACAUAAGAGUAGCAGAUAACACCAAUGAUUAAGCUUGUAGUCGUAGAAUCCUCAGUGAUUUUGGACGGCAUAAUAAGCAUUUAAAGUAUUUUUUCCAAAGUCACGUCUUUCGCCAUGACGUCAGCCGCCUGACGUUUUCACCUGUCUGCCUCCUGCAGAGGCUUUCGCAAGGCUUCGCGAGGAGCAUGGGACAAGCGAGAAGCGCGAGAGCUGGAGACAAGCGAGAAGUGCGAGAGCUGGAGACAAGCGAGAAGGGCGAGAGAGGAAUGAUGGGAACGAGCGCACUGCACGAGGGGGGAGUGAUGGGAAGUAAAACUGGAGAAGAGAGAAAGGCGAAUUUGUUAGUGGCUUCUUUUUUCUCCCCUUGUCAUCACUCCUUUCGCCCCAGCUUUCCUCAAUAAUUAACUCAAAUAUCCCCCUAAAAAGUGCACGUGAUUGCGAGCCACUGGCCACGAGGCAGCCAAAGUGUUACCCCGCCAAAACUUUCGCAGGUCAUUUGGACGAUGUUCAGAUCUUUUGGGUGUGCAUGCGAAAAAAGGCUUAUUGCUUCUGGCGUACUUUUGUAAUGUAAAAACGGUUUUACUGUAUGUUCUUGUUUCUUUUGGCUAUAGAUUCCUGCAUGGACAAAAAUGGCAACUGCCCUAUAUGGGCAAAAGACGGACACUGCCAGUCUAACCCUGAGUCCAUGAAUACCAACUGUGAACACAGCUGCAAAGUCUGUGGAGGUAGGAACUGCUAGUUAUGCUUGUUACACAUUAUACGACAGAGAGACCGGGCAAGGUUUAACUAGACUGUCCACUGCCCCAUUUUUCCACAAAAUCGUCGGGAUCGAGCCCGUUCCCUUUAAGGGUGACCUGUACUGUACUGGGGAUGAGUACAAAAACUUCUUAGGUGGCAGGGGAUGGUUUGGGACUUAGGGAGGCAAGAAAAAUAGCGACAGCGCUCGAUCUCGACGAUCUUACUGAAAAACAGGCGACUAUGAACAGUCUAGGAUUGAAAUGGACAUUAGCAGUUUUUUCAGAAUUUUGACUUUUAGUUUGAUUGAGAUCUCAGAUCUGUCAAAACAAAGGGACAGCUGAGGAAUAGCUGAAAUGUUGAUCAAUAGAUCUUUGAGUUCCCACAAUUCAUCUGAUUAAGGGAGACUAGUCAAAUAGGGCAAGUUUUCCGAAAUGAUGAAGCUGUUUAUAAAGUACUAAUAGCGAUCUUAGGAUACGAGGAUGGCGACGGCACUGAGAACGUAAAAAAAAAACAAUAGUUUUAACAAGUCCAUAUCAUACUUUUCUUUGCACAUUUCGUUGCCGUGACUGCACGACUGCGACGUGAAAAUCCCUAAUUUCAACUCGUUUUGCAGCAACAUUACAAAACACGUUGCACGUUUUUGUUACCCGUUUUACGGUAGCUGUAAGGUCACUAAUUCCAGGGAACUUACUUUAAUUUCACGUAUUGUCUCUCUGGUAGGUUCUACGUCACCCCCAACCGCACCUCCAACUCAACCUCCAACCACGGAGUCACAAUGUAUGUAAAAUCGUAAUACCUCAUUGGGAAGUUGAUUUUGUCACCCAUAUUUAAGGUUACUCUACCUGCGUCGCCAUUUCUUCUCCGACUACACAGUCCUCGUACAUGUCAGGAGUUCACAACCCGGUGCGACCAACGCCCAUCUAGGACUUUGUCACUCCGUUUUCACGGACCAGUUUUAUUUUUAUAGUCAUUUCACAGCACGUUUCCCGCGAACUGACGAAAGCUGACCGCUCUGUCUAUGAGCCCAUUCAAAAGGAAAAUAGUAUUUAGGUCUCUAGGUUUUGCUGAAUGAUUAUACUAAAUUCGCGCCAAAAUAGUUCUAAAAAUAGACUGGUCGGUGAAAACGGCGUGACUCGAUUUCAUGGAAGAGACUCACUCCGGGGUUAUGGUCCCCUGUGUAUAUACAUUUGUUAUCUCUUGAAAGUUGAUGUAAUGUUACCUAUUGCUUCUCUGGCAGGUUCUACGUUACCCCCUACCGCACCUACGACCACCCAGUCACCAUCUACUGGCCAACCAUCCCCAUCGCCUCCUACUGGAUCCCCACCCCCACCCACUGGAUCUCCAGCUCCUUCCCUGGGCACUGGUAAGACGGAUUUUCUUAAGAUUACUAUUACAGGGGGAGGCUAAUUGAAUCACUGGUGACUCCGUAGUUCCAUCGUUGCCUACAGUUAAGAAUAAUAACAGGUAUCACCUGCAGUAAAUUAAAUAUCGCAAGAAUGCGCCUUUACUGUACGUGACCAUCGUCAAACCGGUUCUUCAAAGAACACUUUUUUUACAUAACGACAAAACUGUUUGUCCCAAAGAUGGAAAAAGUCAUACAGUUAGUACCUAUAUAAUACAAAACACCUCUGUAAUGUGGACAGUUGUCUUGCUUCAUACGAGCCCUGUUAACUUCAUGUUUGAACAGAGAAAACAGCCGACCGUUUCGCAACGACACCGCAUACCGCUGAUUUGCUAGCCUACCCCGCUGACGUUGUUUUGGUUCGUCACGUAAUUCAACGUGUGACGAAGCCCCAAGAACGUCUGCAUGGGAAGCUACUGGUUUGCAAGCGAAAUUAUGUUUACGGAACGAGCACAGAAAUUCCAUGUCAAUGAAGUGUUAAUACCCAGAUCUGGGUAGUGCUUCUGAUUGGUCGUGCCGCAAUGGAAAUUUGCUUUAAUCAAUCAGAAGUACUACCCAGAUCUGGGUAGUGAUACGUCAUCGUUAUGGGUUUCUUCCCUCGUUCCUUGGACGUUAUUUCGCGGGGAAACCAGAGGCCAGGUGUCGCAAAAUUUUGGCUGUUUCUUAGAGUAAUACCGAGGCCAUUUUCUGUACUAUCUAGCAAAAUGGAAACCCAAGACACCUUCAUUUAACCGUUAAAGCGCAAUGAAUUCGGUUCCCUCCUAAGGCGGCUAAGCAGUAUGCUAAAAGAAUAAUAAUGUAAACCGUCAGUCAACUUUCUGAUGCUCUGAGACCCUCAGAGACUCACUAGACUUAACCACAUUAGCGGGCUUACCUCUUUCAUGAUGAAUUAUCGCAGGCUUAAGAUGUGCAGACAAGAGGGCUAGUUGUCCCAGUUGGGCAGCGUCCGGCCAGUGUUCAAAGUCAGGAUGGACCUUCAGAAACUGUCUCAUCAGCUGUAAAGCAAAAUGCGACAACCAGCCCAUACAGCCAACAGGUUUGCGUCAUAAAACUUUGCGAGAAUUAUAAACAAGUAUGGAGUAAAACCGUUAACUCUCGUUUUUCUGGAUCUAGUGCUUUAAAAUAAAUUUGAAUUUUCUUACAAAAAUGCUUUCUUCGUAGCUCGAGUUUAAGCCACACCCAAAAAGGGUGGCUUGCGUGUUAGGAAAUUAUUGCGUCAAUGUGGCGGGAAAACUCGUCACGUGAUCUGAAAACUGAACUUUGCACGAGAGCCAGGAACCGUGUAGUCGUUCGAAGUAGUGGAGCUUGUCGAGUGUGUAGAUUGAGCGUAGAUCAUCGAAAUUUUUACGCGAAUUGUUGUCGAUGAAUUCUUUAAGUGUAGGACAGAACAGACUUCAGAAUUCCAAAAUAUGAACCUGUGAAGAAAUAUAGUUUCAAGGGAGUGAAGAAUUAACGCUAAAUAGAACUGGUUGGAUCAAACACAUAAUUUGUGACACUGCGUUUGGAGGAUUGGUGUCUCAGUGGUGACGUCAUUUCAGAAAGACCCAAAGUUUCAGUGCUUACUAGCGUGUUAACAAAUGGUAUCUAAUACGUAUGUACGUACAUCGGCUGACUGUCUCCCUUUCUAGAAGACUUAGUAUAUUUUUUGAACCUCGUUUGGCGUAAGGAGGAAAAAAACUUUUUUUAACUUUCUAUAGUAACGUCAAGAUUUUAAAAAAAGAUAUUUUUUACCAAAAUUUUGUCUUCCUAAAAAAAAGAACACUGGCAUAGUUUUUUGGUCUUAUCUUUUAGGUUCAUGCGCAACUCCUCUUGGACUUGGCUGGGAUUACAAACUGCCUGACAGUGCUUUUAGUGCUUCAUCCGAAAUGUCACCAGGUAAAGAAUAACACGUGUGGCUUGUUCUACCAUGAAAAAAGCGGGAAAUCCCUCGCGGGUGAGAAAGCCCCAUUGUCUUUGCCGCUCGCGGAGCUUGUCUUAUGAUAAAAAUUCCAACAAUUUUUAUCACAACUUUAAGGAUAGAGACACAAUACCUUUUUCUUCCCUUUUUUUGACAUAUUUCUCCCUCUGUUCGUUGACGAUUUGUUUCUUUAACUCUUUAGUCCCCAGAAGUCGUGAAAGUCAGGUUUCGACAAAAAAUUCAGAUUUAACUUUGUAGAAAUACUGAAAAACGAGUGUUAUCUUAUGAAAGUGCUUCUGCAGAGGUUUCAUUUGAAAGGUCAAGGAUUUCGUCCACAGACUCAAAAGUUAGAAAAAGAUAAUGACUGCAUCAAGGACUCUGAAGAGUAAUCGGUAAAUCACUGAUUUACUGAUCUCAUUUUUAUGAUGAAGGGGGAGGUUGGGUUGCCGGUGCAAAGAAUGCUCGUUUGUACUUCGAAGACAACCACGAUCAGAAGAGAAUUGGAGGCUGGUGUGCUUCCAGUAGAAAUCCUCAGUGGAUCAAAGUGGAUUUGGGCAGAGUCAAGAAGAUCACUGGAAUUGCUACACAAGGUGCUUGUAAUAUAAGGCUGUGUCAUGCUUUUUGAGAAUUCUUGUAGAAAAUGUAAUUCAGUGUUAUCCUGAGAUCGCGUUUUUUAUUUCUCUUUGUCGUUUUUGUGUAUGGUAGUGUAUAAGAAUUCAUUAAACCAGUCAAUCCAUUGCUACACUAAUCAUAACCCCAACCAACAACAUCAAAACAAAAAGAAUAAUAAAAUGACGACGACAACGAUGAUGAUGAUGGUGAUGAUGGUCGAAAAGUAUCAAAAUCUUAACAGAGAACUGAUGCAAAUCUGUGGAGUUUUGUCCCUAUUGUCAUUGAUGAACUGGGUACAUUGGCGCAAACUUUUCAAAAGAGACUAGACCAAGAUUAGGGUAAACGAUCUACAGGAUUUAGUGCAAGUUAUGCACAAAUAAGGGACUGGCGAACGUUGGACACCUUAGGCCACGGGACGUGGCUAGAUACCAACAUAACGAUGAACAGGAUAAUGAUGAUGAUGAUGAAUGAUUAUGAUAAUGACGCGAUAGCGACAAUCCUUGAGCUACAGACAAAACAGAACGAAAAAUAAUAGCCGUGUCUUGUUUAUUCACCCAUCACCCUAAAUCUCUACCAUUCCCUGCUCCUUAAUUUAAUUUAUUGCCUCCAGCAAAUUAAAAAAUAGACUGGUCGGUGAAAACGGCGUGACUCGAUUUCAUGGAAGAGACUCACUCCGGGGUUAUGGUCCCCUGUGUAUAUACAUUUGUUAUCUCUUGAAAGUUGAUGUAAUGUUACCUAUUGCUUCUCUGACAGGUUCUACGUUACCCCCUACCGCACCUCCGACCACCCAGUCACCAUCUACUAGCCAACCAUCCCCAUCGCCUCCUACUGGAUCCCCACCCCCACCCACUGGAUCUCCAGCUCCUUCCCUGGGCACUGGUAAGACGGAUUUUCUUAAGAUUACUAUGACAGGGAUAGGCUAAUUGAAUCACUGGUGACUCCGUAGUUCCAUCGUUGCCUACAGUUAAGAAUAAUAACAGGUAUCACCUGAAGCAAAUUAAAUAUCGCAAGAAUGCGCCUUUACUGUACGUGACCAUCGUCAAACCGGUUCUUCAAAGAACACUUUUUUACAUAACGACAAAACUGUUUGUCCCAAAGAUGGAAAAAGUCAUAUAGUUAGUACCUAUAUAAUACAAGCACCUCUGUAAUGUGGACAGUUGUCUUUGAGUGUCCCUUUAGUAUCCGUAAUUAGGUUUGUAAUGACUGCAAUAAGCAAAUUAGCUGGUUAUUUAUAAAGCACUAGAACUUGAAAAGGGCGACCGAGAUGAGAUCUUUUUCCAUACACCACUCGACCGGGCUGCUUCAUACGAGCCCUGUUAACUUCAUGUUUGAACAGAGAAAACAGCCGACCGUUUCGCAACGCCACCGCAUACCGCUGAUUUGCUAGCCUACCCCGCUGACGUUGUUUUGGCUCGUCACGUAAUUCAACGUGUGACGAAGCCCCAAGAACGUCUGCGUGGGAAGCUACUGGUUUGCAAGCGAAAUGAUGUUUACGGAACGAGCACAGAAAUUCCAUGUCAAUGAAGUGUUAAUACCCAGAUUUGGGUAGUGCUUCUGAUUGGUCGUGCCGCAAUGGAAAUUUGCUUUAAUCAAUCAGAAGUACUACCCAGAUCUGGGUAGUGAUACGUCAUCGUUAUGGGGUAUCUUCCCUCGUUCCUUGGACGUUAUUUCGCAGGGAAACCAGAGGCCAGGCGUCGCGAAAUUUUGCCUGUUUCUUAGAGUAAUACCGAGGCCAUUUCCUGUACUAUCUAGCAAAAUGGAAACCCAAGACACCUUCAAUUAACCGUUAAAGCGCAAUGAAUUCGGUUCCCUCCUAAGGCGGCUAAGCAGUAUGCUAAAAGAAUAAUAAUGUAAACCGUCAGUCAACUUUCUGAUGUUCUGAGACCCUCAGAGACUCACUAGACUUAACCACAUUAGAGGGCUUACCUCUUUCAUGAUGAAUUAUCGCAGGCUUAAGAUGUGCAGACAAGAGCGCUAGUUGUCCCAGUUGGGCAGCGUCCGGCCAGUGUUCAAAGUCAGGAUGGACCUUCAGAAACUGUCUCAUCAGCUGUAAAGCAAAAUGCGACAACCAGCCCAUACAGCCAACAGGUUUGCGUCAUAAAACUUUGCGAGAAUUAUAAACAAGUAUGGAGUAAAACCGUUAACUCUCGUUUUUCUGGAUCUAGUGCUUUAAAAUAAAUUUGAAUUUUCUUACAAAAAUGCUUUCUUCGUAGCUCGAGUUUAAGCCACACCCAAAAAGGGUGGCUUGCGUGUUAGGAAAUUAUUGCGUCAAUGUGGCGGGAAAACUCGUCACGUGAUCUGAAAACUGAACUUUGCACGAGAGCCAGGAACCGUGUAGUCGUUCGAAGUAGUGGAGCUUGUCGAGUGUGUAGAUUGAGCGUAGAUCAUCGAAAUUUUUACGCGAAUUGUUGUCGAUGAAUUCUUUAAGUGUAGGACAGAACAGACUUCAGAAUUCCAAAAUAUGAACCUGUGAAGAAAUAUAGUUUCAAGGGAGUGAAGAAUUAACGCUAAAUAGAACUGGUUGGAUCAAACACAUAAUUUGUGACACUGCGUUUGGAGGAUUGGUGUCUCAGUGGUGACGUCAUUUCAGAAAGACCCAAAGUUUCAGUGCUUACUAGCGUGUUAACAAAUGGUAUCUAAUACGUAUGUACGUACAUCGGCUGACUGUCUCCCUUUCUAGAAGACUUAGUAUAUUUUUUGAACCUCGUUUGGCGUAAGGAGGAAAAAAACUUUUUUUAACUUUCUAUAGUAACGUCAAGAUUUUAAAAAAAGAUUAUUUUUACCAAAAUUUUGUCUUCCUAAAAAAAAGAACACUUUGGCAUAGUUUUUUGGUCUUAUCUUUUAGGUUCAUGCACAACUCCUCUUGGACUUGGCUGGGAUUACAAACUGCCUGACAGUGGUUUUAGUGCUUCAUCCGAAAUGUCACCAGGUAAAGAAUAACACGUGUGGCUUGUUCUACCAUGAAAAAAAGCGGGAAAUCCCUCGCGGGUGAGAUAGGCCCAUUGUCUUUGCCGCUCGCGGAGCUUGUCUUAUGAUAAAAAUUCCAACAAUUUUUAUCACAACUUUAAGGAUAGAGACACAAUACCUUUUUCUUCCCUUUUUUUGACAUAUUUCUCCCUCUGUUCGUUGACGAUUUGUUUCUUUAACUCUUUAGUCCCCAGAAGUCGUGAAAGUCAGGUUUCGACAAAAAAUUCAGAUUUAACUUUGUAGAAAUACUGAAAAACGAGUGUUAUCUUAUGAAAGUGCUUCUGCAGAGGUUUCAUUUGAAAGGUCAAGGAUUUCGUCCACAGACUCAAAAGUUAGAAAAAGAUAAUGACUGCAUCACGGACUCUGAAGAGUAAUCGGUAAGUCACUGAUUUACUGAUCUCAUUUUUAUGAUGAAGGGGGAGGUUGGGUUGCCGGUGCAAAGAAUGCUCGUUUGUACUUCGAAGACAACCACGAUCAGAAGAGAAUUGGAGGCUGGUGUGCUUCCAGUAGAAAUCCUCAGUGGAUCAAAGUGGAUUUGGGCAGAGUCAAGAAGAUCACUGGAAUUGCUACACAAGGUGCUUGUAAUAUAAGGCUGUGUCAUGCUUUUUGAGAAUUCUUGUAGAAAAUGUAAUUCAGUGUUAUCCUGAGAUGGCGUUUUUUAUUUCUCUUUGUCGUUUUUGUGUAUGGUAGUGUAUAAGAAUUCAUUAAACCAGUCAAUCCAUUGCCACACUAAUCAUAACCCCAACCAACAACAUCAAAACAAAAAGAAUAAUAAAAUGACGACGGCAACGAUGAUGAUGAUGAUGAUGAUGAUGAUGGUCGAAAAGUAUCAAAAUCUUAACAGAGAACUAAUGCAAAUCUGUGGAGUUUUGUCCCUAUUGUCAUUGAUGAACUGGGUACAUUGGCGCAAACUUUUCAAAAGAGACUAGAACAAGAUUAGGGUAAACGAUCUACAGGAUUUAGUGCAAGUUAUGCACAAAUAAGGGACUGGCGAACGUUGGACACCUCAGGCCACGGGACGUGGCUAGAUACCAACAUAACGAUGAACAGGAUAAUGAUGAUGAUGAUGAAUGAUUAUGAUAAUGACGUGAUAGCGACAAUCCUUGAGCUACAGACAAAACAGAACGAAAAAUAAUAGCCGUGUCUUGUUUAUUCACCCAUCACCCUAAAUCUCUACCAUUCCCUGCUCCUUAAUUUAAUUUAUUGCCUCCAGCAAAUUAAAGACGGUGUGACUUCAUUCGGCAUGCAUGGUCAGUGGAGAUGAAUAAAUGUUUACUCACACAUGCUUUGAUUACUGAACCUAUAGCUAUACCUUCUUCCUUCUGUCAGGUCGCGAUGUUUUCUAUGAGCACGUGAAGAAGUAUGAGCUGGAAUUUAGCACCGACGGUGUGUCUUGGCAACCAUACGAGGAGGGUGGGGCGAAAAAGGUAAAUUUGUUUCCCUUAUUAGUAAGGAAGUUAGGGGGAGAGAGCCCGGGAGAAUAUGGGCGGGGGGUGUAAGAAGCGAGAGAGGAAAGGGCGGGAGGUGGGAGUUCUAAAAGGAUGGCAGGCGGGAUUUAUCGGGGACAAAUUACGCAACAAUGCUUAAUAUUACGCAAUCGAAAAAGGGGUAAAGGGAGGAGGAGCCCAUGAAAAAAGUGGGGGAAGCCCGGAAUAUUAGUGUAUUUUAACUUCCUAAGGGGUUCUUGUCGAAAUUGUAGUACAGGGGUACGUUUUUCUUUACCUAGCUCUAAAAUACCUGAAACAUCUUUAAAACACGUACGCAGUGAACAAUACGCAGUGAAUCACUGCGUAUUGAAGUAAACACAUUCGACUCCUUGAAUACAUUUCCCGGCCCUCUUGGAUCUCCCAAGUAUGCAAUAAUUCUCGGGUGUUUUUUUUUAUUAUUUUUAUUAUUUUUUUCUCACUGAUAAUCUUUGUGGCUCUAAUUUUGUUGUUGUUGUUUUUUCCUUUUUGUUGUUCAGGUGUUUGAUGGUAACUGUGACCACUUCACGCCAGUAAUAAACAGGUUUAAUCCUGUUAGAGCCCGGUUUGUCAAGGUUAUUCCACAUGACAACCCGCAAGGUUGGAUGUGCAUGAGACUUGAAUUCUACGGCUGCGACUCAUGA
Molecule: messenger RNA, 15853 nt
Organism: Porites evermanni
Lineage: Eukaryota; Metazoa; Cnidaria; Anthozoa; Scleractinia; Poritidae
Source: the annotation of a GenBank genome assembly